Microtus ochrogaster (prairie vole) is the source of this 2249-nucleotide messenger RNA. RefSeq names its product zinc finger protein 420-like (gene Znf565). The transcript is spliced from 6 exons. Gene Ontology annotation, cellular component: nucleoplasm. Gene Ontology annotation, biological process: negative regulation of transcription by RNA polymerase II; regulation of immune system process; regulation of cytokine production. Gene Ontology annotation, molecular function: DNA-binding transcription repressor activity, RNA polymerase II-specific; RNA polymerase II cis-regulatory region sequence-specific DNA binding. NCBI's taxonomy places the organism in Eukaryota, Metazoa, Chordata, Mammalia, Rodentia, Cricetidae. The record is from RefSeq and is a predicted model, not a curated record.
AUUUGGACCCAAAAAAGUUCACAUCUGGUGGGAUGUUCGGAGUGGGGACUUCCUCUUUGAUACCUCACGGACGCUAUAGAAACAGACUGAGCCCAAACUCCAAGGAAACGGUGACCUUCAGGGAUGUGGCCGUGGAGCUCUCGGAGGAAGAAUGGAAAUGUAUGGACCCUGCCCAGAAGGACCUGUACAGAGACGUGACUCUGGAGAGCUUCAGUCACCUGCGCUCACUAGGACUUGUCUUUUCUAAGCCUGAGGUCAUCCUCUUAUUGGAGCAGGGGAAAGAGCCAUGGAUGGUUACAGAUUAUAUGACAAGACCUUGGCAGCCAGGCGUGGCAUCGAGGGCUGAUGGAGUUCCACAGCAAGGACUUUUGGAAAUAGAGUCCUUUAAAAGGGAGGAAGUGAAGAGCUUUCAGAGCUGUGGCCUUGAGGACUCCCAUGGCACGGAGGACUGGGCAUGCAGAGACCAGUUUGAGAGACAGCCAUGGAGUCAGGAGUGCCAUCUCAAGCCAGUGGAAAUCCCCUAUGGAAGCAUGCCUGCUUUCAAGCCACGCACAUCCGCUGCCCUGUUACAUCAGAGCCGCAGGACUCAAGAGAAACUGCUUGAACGCAGCGACUGCAGGAAAGCCUUUAGCCAGGCUGUGCAGCACCAGAAGACUCCUGCUGCUGAAAAGCCUUUUGAGUGUAAGGAGUGCGGGAAGGCUUUUGGGCGAGCCUCACACCUCGUUGAGCAUCAGAGAAUCCAUACGGGUGAGAAACCCUAUGUUUGUAAAGACUGCGGGAAGGCUUUUUUUCGUAGUUCCCAGCUGACUGUGCACUGGAGAACUCACACAGGGGCUAGGCCCUAUCAGUGUAGAGACUGUGGAAAGACCUUCAGACAGCACUCGCAGCUCACCAUGCACCAGCGAAUCCACACCGGGGAGAAGCCCUACAAAUGUAAGGAGUGUGGGAAGGGUUUUAUCUAUAGCUCAGCAGUCACUCGCCAUGAAAGAAUUCAUUCUGGGGAAAAACCUUAUGAAUGUAAGGAAUGUGGGAAAGCCUUCAGACAGCACGCACAGCUCAAGCGACAUCAGACCGUUCAUACUGUUGACAGACCCUUUGAAUGUAAGGACUGCGGAAAGGCAUUUAGUCGGGGUUCAUACCUCAUUCAACAUCAGAGAAUUCACACAGGGGACAAGCCUUAUGAAUGUAAGGAGUGUGGGAAAGCCUUCAUUCGUGUUUCCCAGCUGACUCACCACCAGAGGACCCACACCUAUGAGAAACCCUACAUAUGCAGGGAGUGUGGUAUGGCUUUCAUUCGCAGCUCACAGCUGACCGAACAUCAGCGAAUUCACCCUGGUAUCAAACCUUAUGAAUGUAGAGAAUGUGGGCAGGCCUUUAUCCAUGGCUCACAGCUCAUCAACCACUACCAACAAAUUCAUGCUGGAGCAAAGCCUUAUGAGUGCAGUGAGUGCGGGAAAAUGUGUCGUUCCACGGCUGGCUUUGUUCAGCAUAUGAGGAUUCACACUGGGGAGAAGCUACAUCAGCGCGUCGAGUGCGGGAAGGCCUUCAAGCGCAGUUCUCACCUCACCCUACGACACAAGGUGACACACUCUGCAGAGAAGCCUUUCCUGUGCAAAGAAUGUGGGAAAGUUUUUUGCUACAGCUCUUCGUUUGUUCAGCAUAUGAAGAUUCACACCGGAAAGAAGCUGUACGAGUGCGGCCAGUGCGGGAAGUCCUUUAUUCAGUCCUCCACAUUGGUGAAACACAAGAGAACCCGUACUGGAGAGAAGCCCUAUGAGUGCAAGGACUGUGGUAAAACCUGCACCACAGCAUGACCCACACCGGGGAAAACCCUUCGUGUGCAAAGAAUGGGGGAAAGCUUUUGUGUCAGCUCAUCCUUCAUGCAGCACUUGAGGAUCCACACUGGAGAGAAGCCUUAUGUUUGCAGAGAAUGUGGGAAAGCCUUUUACUAUAGCUCCUCCUUCAUCCGACACAUGCGGAUCCACACUGGAGAGAAGCCUUAUGUUUGCAGAGAAUGCGGGAAAGCCUUCACUCAACCUGAAAAUUUUCUCCGGCAUAGUAGGAUCCAUACUGGAGAGAAACCCUUCGAAUGCACAGUGUGUGAGAAGGCUUUUUAUGACAGCUUUUCCUUGAUUAGGCACAUGAGAACUCACACUGGAGAAAAGCCCUUUGAGUGCAGUGAAUGUGGGAAGACCUUCAGCCAUAAUUCAUCCUUUAUUCAACACCAAAAGAUUCAUACCAGGGUUUAA